AAAAGAAGUCGGUACUUGAAAUGAGCCACAUGUAUACAAGUUAGACAAUGAACAUUUCUUUAUAAACUAGGUGUUAUUUGUUUAAAACAGUCUGCCCUGCGGGAUUAACUGUGUGUCAUUUAACUAACUUUAAAAACAGGCUGAGAAAACAUGCCUGAAAUAAAAGUUACACCUCUGGGUGCUGGACAGGAUGUCGGCCGCAGCUGCAUCCUCGUCUCCAUCGGAGGCAAAAACAUCAUGCUCGACUGUGGGAUGCACAUGGGAUACAAUGAUGAUAGACGGUUCCCAGACUUUUCCUAUAUCACGCAGAAUGGGCGCCUGACAGACUUGGACUGUGUGAUCAUCAGCCAUUUCCACCUGGACCACUGCGGCGCUCUGCCCUUCAUGAGUGAGAUGGUGGGCUACGACGGACCCAUCUACAUGACCCAUCCCACUAAGGCCAUCUGUCCCAUCCUGCUGGAGGACUUCCGGAAGAUCACCGUCGACAAAAAGGGAGAAACCAACUUCUUCACCUCGCAGAUGAUCAAGGACUGCAUGAAGAAAGUUGUACCUUUGAACCUCCACCAAACUGUCCAGGUGGAUGAUGAGCUGGAGAUCAAGGCGUACUAUGCAGGCCAUGUCCUGGGAGCUGCCAUGGUGCACAUCAAAGUGGGAUCAGAGUCUGUGGUCUACACGGGAGACUACAACAUGACACCAGACAGACAUUUAGGUGCUGCGUGGAUCGAUAAGUGCCGUCCAGACAUCCUCAUUUCAGAGUCUACGUACGCCACCACCAUCCGUGACUCGAAGAGAUGUAGAGAGAGAGACUUUUUGAAGAAAGUGCACGAAUCCAUAGAAAGAGGAGGAAAGGUUCUCAUUCCAGUUUUUGCCCUCGGAAGAGCACAAGAACUCUGCAUCCUAUUGGAAACAUUUUGGGAGAGAAUGAACCUGAAGGCCCCGAUCUACUUCUCCACCGGCCUGACGGAGAAAGCGAAUCAUUAUUACAAGCUUUUCAUCACAUGGACCAACCAGAAGAUCCGAAAAACAUUCGUACAGAGAAACAUGUUUGAGUUUAAGCACAUCAAGGCCUUUGAUCGCUCCUAUGCUGAUAAUCCUGGGCCCAUGGUGGUGUUUGCUACACCGGGAAUGCUGCACGCAGGUCAGUCUCUGCAGAUCUUUAAGAAAUGGGCCGGCAAUGAGAAAAACAUGGUUAUCAUGCCAGGGUAUUGUGUACAAGGAACAAUCGGUCACAAGAUCCUAAAUGGCCAGAGGAAACUGGAGAUGGAGGGGAGAGCAACACUGGAUGUGAAGCUGCAGGUGGAGUACAUGUCCUUCAGUGCUCACGCAGAUGCAAAGGGCAUCAUGCAGCUCAUUCGGAUGGCAGAGCCUCGAAACAUGCUGCUGGUGCACGGGGAGGCAGUGAAAAUGGAGUUCCUAAAGGGCAAGAUUGAACAGGAGUUCAGUAUAGACUGCUACAUGCCUGCCAACGGAGAGACAGCGACAGUUACAACAAAUCCCAGUGUGCCUGUGGAUAUCUCCCUCAACCUGCUCAAGAGGGAGAUGGCUCUUGGAGGGCCUCUUCCUGAUCCCAAAAAACCUCGCACCAUGCAUGGAACGCUGAUCAUGAAAGAAAAUAGUCUGAAGCUGGUGUCGUCGGAGCAGGCCCUGAAGGAACUCGGCCUCAACGAACAUCAGUUACGCUUCACCUGCCGCGUGCAGCUCCAGGACCCCCACAGCGACCCCGACACACUCCACAGAGUCUACACACACCUCAAGAGUGUGUUAAAAGGUUACACCAUCCAGCACCUCCCUGAUGGCACAGUCAUGGUGGAGUCGAUCGUCAUCAAAGUCUCCUCCUCUGCUGAAGACACCAACACAAAGGUCCUGCUCCUGUCGUGGAGUUAUCAGGACGAGGACCUCGGGAGCUUCCUUUCAAGUCUGCUGAAAAAGGGGCUUCCAUCUGGACUUUGCUGAAAUAUGUUUUGCCCCAAAACUAUGAAUAUGUGACGGAAAAUCCCUCCUGAAAAGAAUUCAUGUACUGUUACUCUUUUGAAACCUGGAUUUUUGGAGGCUGAAAACUUCUUCGAAGUGCAGAGGAUUUCAAAUUUGUAUCUGUAAACUUAACAACAUUAAGGCUGAACUUCCUCCCUGUCGAUGCCUGGAGGUUAACCAGCUUUCCAGUGUUUUUUGUGUCUGAAUGACUUACAGGACGAACAAUUUUUGAAACGGUUCAGUUUUUAGGAAUAGGGCUGUAGCCGGCAGUGGCAAAACAGGACAGGAUUAAAGUUCACUAAAAGUGUUUGUUUUUCCCGCUGACAAGCUCAGAUUCCUAUAGAGAUAGACCUUUUGUUCAUGAGUAAGGUCCUUUUGUUUAACCAAAAACAGCCCAGAUAUUGCCAUUGCAAAACCUACCAGACUCCAUUUAAAUAAACAGUAAUUUUACACUGUAAUUCUAUACUUAAUUCAGAGUCAACUGAAACAAAACAAAACUCACAGAAACCUUUUUGGUUCAUUUUCUCACUUUACAGAAAAAAAUGCAAAUGGUUGGGUUGAAAUAAAUGCUUUAUUGACCCAGGUAGAUGUAAAAUUGUGCAGGUUCUACACACACUUAAAUGACUGUUUAUUUAAAUGAAGUCUGGUGGGUUUGGUGACCACAAUUUCAUGGCUGUUUCUGGUUAAACAAAAGGGGCCUUACUCUUAAAAACAGGCCUAUCUCUGUAUGGAUCUUGUCAUAAUGUUGUCAGACACUUUGAAUAAUAAUCUGAGACUGUCAGUGGCAAAAACAAGUACUUUUAUUGGACUUUUUGGGUGCACAAAUCCCCCGAGUGGUGACAUUGUAUCCUGUUUCGGUGCUGCUGGCUGCAGCUCUCAAAAAAUGUUGUUUCUUUUAGUCAAUUAGACUCAAGAAAUAGGGUUGGAAAUAUGCCAAAAUUACCCUGAAAAUGUACCAAUUUUUCUAAAUAUAAUAGUGACGGUGUUUCAUAGACUCAUUUAUAGGCUGAACUGAAAAAAAAGACAAACACCCAAAUUCUGAUAUAUUCCUUUAUUUUGAUGUACAAAGUCAAUUUGAAUAAAAAAACAUUUUAUAGAAAACUUAAA
Messenger RNA from Plectropomus leopardus (leopard coralgrouper), 3078 nucleotides. It is a transcript of the gene ints11, whose product is annotated as integrator complex subunit 11. Gene Ontology annotation, cellular component: nucleus. Gene Ontology annotation, biological process: snRNA processing. NCBI's taxonomy places the organism in Eukaryota, Metazoa, Chordata, Actinopteri, Perciformes, Serranidae. Gene Ontology annotation, molecular function: RNA endonuclease activity. The record is from RefSeq and is a predicted model, not a curated record.